This is a messenger RNA of Saprolegnia parasitica CBS 223.65, 609 nucleotides long. RefSeq lists its product as hypothetical. The record is from RefSeq and is a predicted model, not a curated record. The transcript is spliced from 3 exons. The annotation marks the transcript as partial. NCBI's taxonomy places the organism in Eukaryota, Oomycota, Saprolegniomycetes, Saprolegniales, Saprolegniaceae.
GCGUCGGACAAGUCGGCGGCGACAGCGCCCGAAACGCCGGCGCCAACACCGACGCCGACGCCGGCACCAACCGCGGUCCUCGAGUCGAUCGAGCUCACCGAAGACGUCCAUAGCAACGGCGUCGGCAACGGCCAAGACGUGCCGUGGAAGCGAGCGCGCUACUACUUUGUCAACAACUGCAGCAUGCCGCUGCAUAUUUACCAGAAACCGGUCGACGUCAAGCGCUGGGGCUUCUGCGACCUCGACGUGGGCCGGUAUGGAUGUGCGUCCAACGAGACGGGCACGAGCUACCACACGCCCACCGCAGGCUUUGACCAAGCCACACUGUUUGAGGUCACGGUCAUGGAGACAGGCCGCGUCGCGUACGACAUUAGCAUCAUUCCUCCAGGGUGCGACCACAACGUCGGCCUGGACAACUGCAAAAAGCACAGCGGCAAAGUCGGCUUCAAUCUGCCCAUGCGCGUCGUGCCACUCAACGCCAAGUGCGAUGUGAUCACGUGCUUGGCCGACGGCUGCGAAGAAGCGUACUUGUACCCUGCAGACAACACCAAGGUGCACACGUGUGUCGACGCCAGCGCAACGUUCCAGGUCACGUUUUGUGCAGCAUGA